Saprolegnia parasitica CBS 223.65 is the source of this 626-nucleotide messenger RNA. RefSeq lists its product as hypothetical. The record is from RefSeq and is a predicted model, not a curated record. Bases 22 to 570 code for a protein of 182 amino acids. NCBI's taxonomy places the organism in Eukaryota, Oomycota, Saprolegniomycetes, Saprolegniales, Saprolegniaceae. Gene Ontology annotation, biological process: DNA protection. Gene Ontology annotation, molecular function: 8-oxo-7,8-dihydroguanosine triphosphate pyrophosphatase activity. The transcript has 2 exons.
CCGAUUCAUCCGAUCACACACAUGUCAAGCGCUGCCCUUCGAGUGACCGAGACGUUGCAAAACGCCGCCAAGAUCAAGCACUACACGCUUGCCUUCCUCCUCCGCACGCGUGAAAAUGGCGCGAACGAGGUGCUCCUCGGGAUGAAGAAGCGCGGGUUUGGCCAAGGCAAGUGGAACGGCUUUGGCGGCAAGGUUGAACCGACCGACGCAACGGUCGCCGACGCUGCCGCGCGCGAAAUGAACGAAGAGGCCAACGUCCUCGUGCACGGAAGAGACAUGGAGAAGAAGGGCACCCUCCUCUUUACGUUCACCAACAAGCCCGAAGUGCUGCACGUCCACGUCUACCAAGUGACCAAGUUCGAAGGCGCGCCGACCGAGUCGGAGGAAAUGCGCCCGCAAUGGUACACGUACGAUGCGAUCCCGUACGACGACAUGUGGGCCGACGACAAGUUUUGGCUCCCGUCCGUCCUCGCGGGGCGCAACAUCAUUGGUCAGUUUGAUUUUGCGGCCGAUGAAACCAAGAUCCACGACUACGUCCUUGACACGGACGCCUCGCUCUUGGAUUUUUGAGUGGAUUGACGGCUAUAAGAGAUAACAUUGCAUACGAUUAUGACAGUAUUUGGAGG